This is a messenger RNA of Rana temporaria (common frog), 1812 nucleotides long. RefSeq lists its product as uncharacterized. Gene Ontology annotation, biological process: immune response; positive regulation of T cell proliferation; cell surface receptor signaling pathway. Lineage: Eukaryota; Metazoa; Chordata; Amphibia; Anura; Ranidae. Gene Ontology annotation, cellular component: external side of plasma membrane. The record is from RefSeq and is a predicted model, not a curated record. The coding region runs from base 79 to 1659 and encodes 526 amino acids. The transcript has 10 exons.
UAAACUAAAAUACAUUCAGCCCAUACAGCAGUGACCACACAUCCUCCGCCAUCCAGCUACCGCACCCUGUAAGGAGCGAUGAGACUCUUCAUCUUGAUCAGUCUGUCAUAUCUAGGGAUCACAGGAUCUCCCGUGUGUGUUCAUCAGAUGACAACCCAUACAAUACAGUCCAGGGGAUCUGUUACCAUUCCAUGUUCAUACUCCGACCCUGGGAUACCUGAUGAAGAUGUACGGGUCACAUGGCGGGAGACCGAUAGAGAAUAUUGUUCAUCUGUAGCUGCUGAGGACACAAUCAUUUCACCUUCUGGAAAUGUUACAGAGAAAUAUGAAGGAAGACUCUCCAGAGAGAAGGAUCCUAACAGGAAUCGGACGGAAUACAUCAGAAUUACAGGACUGGAAUCAACGGAUGGGCCUCGAUUUUGCUGCCUACUAUACAAUAUUAGAUAUGGGAACACAUUCAAGGAAAGUAGAAUUGGUACUCUUCUGCAGUUUUCAGGUACAGAAUAUAUCACUCAGAUGGAUGAAGUGAUGGCGGUUUCAGGUGAAGAGGUCAUCAUCCCGUGUUAUUACUCCAAGGACACCUCGGAUAUUACAAACGUCAUCUGGUAUUAUGCAGACCAAGAAAGUCAUGACUGUACUCAUACACCCAUACAUGAAAGGAGUAACGCACCUCAAUAUGGUGUGGGUCGGUACUCUUUGGUCAAUUUCACUCAAGACGUCUCGCUGCGCAUUCAUAAUCUUCAUGUAAAUGAUCAGAGAAGUUAUUGCUGUGUCAUCUCUACCACAAGAGAAACACUAAAAAGCAAACAAUUUACAACGCUGGUUGUUGCAGAAUCUCAACCAUCCCGGGAUCAGCCAACUAAUGAGAUCUCAGUAGAAGAAGGACAUUCAGCGCUCCUGUCCUGCUCCUACACCCUUCCUAGUGAUCGGUAUACAGAGAGAGAUGUUCUGCGGGUCAAUGUAUACUGGAGAGUGGGGAAUGUAACCGGACCGUACGCCUAUCACCCCUACCAGGAAAUGGUUCAUUCUACAUAUAUAAAUCGGACAUCCAUAACAGGGAGGACUAAUCUAAUGAUAAAGGAUGUGAUGAAGGCAGAUAAUACUUCAUUUCACUGCUUUGUGGCGCUCAAACUGUGUGCAAGUGACUACCAAGAUGAUGAUAAAAUUCAGUAUGGAGGAGGAAUCCGACUAAUCAUCAACGGUGACGUGGCAGGCCGCACCACUAAUGGAAUAAAUGGUGAAGGCAGCAAACUUACCUUCCAGGACCUCAUGAUCAUUGUUGUUGUCUCCUCAGUAACUAUCAUGAUUAUCCUCAUAGUAAUCUUGAUCAUUUUGAAAGUAAAAGGUGUCAUUUGUAAAAAGAAAACAAAUUUUUCGGAGCAGCAGAUGGACAGCAUUCAGGCUGCAGGUGUUGUGACAAGCGAGGAGGCACCGUACUGCGAGAUAAGUACGAAGAAACCAGAGGAUGUCCUAAAGGCUGCCACUGAUGAAACCGAAAAGACGGAGAUGGGAAGCGGACAGAUGGAGGAUGGCGAAGAGGGUAAUCUUCUGUACGCCAAACUGAACCAAACCAAACUGAAGGAGAAACGUCCAGCCGAGAUUCCGAAGCAGAAUGAAGAAGUCGUCUAUGCUGCUGUGGUCAACACAACCACCAAAUAAGGUUUUACUGUAUGUCACAUGGAAAGCAUUCUUAAAUAGCAAAUGUUUGUAUAAUCUGGCUGAAGCUUAUUCUGAUUUUUUAUUUUUCCUCCUUUCCUCCCUUAUUAACAUGUUACUGAAAUUAUUAAAUAAAGCCUUUCUAUUUUCAUUUUA